CUCAGUUUAGUCUUGGCCAGAACACAGGCCUAGCCGCAUCACCGUACUAUGAAUUGGUACGUGCUGCGCCGUUUUACGUGUAAAUCGAAUUCGCAUAGAUAAAUUACCGUGUGAAUUUAAAAAAGUAAGAGAAAGAAAAAAAAAACCGACGAAAAAAAAAUUAACAACAAAAGCAAAGAAAGAAAGAAAGAAAGAAAGAAGAGAAAUAGACAAAAAACUUAACCAACGACAACAAUAAUAGUAAUUAUUGAAUAAUUGUAAAAAUUAAUUGAAAUUUUUUUUUUGCUCUUCACGACGAGUUCAUCGCGUAACGUUUCGCGUACUCCGCUCAAUCGGUAUAUCGUAGAUAUCAACUUGUGCGCGACUUCGUUGACGCUCCUCCUGCUCCUUCCGCUUUUGCUGUUGUUGCACCUAUUUGCACGCACAUACGCAGGCACAUGAUAUUCAACCAGUGAAUAUACAGUUUCAGGUUAGGAGCCUGCUAGGACGGGUCUCUCUUGAAAUCCGCUCGAACGUUCGUGAGACGCAGCAAACGUAACUGCAUGACCAAUAAAUAUAUUGGCAAGUGACAACCGUCGUAUUGAAUAAUAUCAAACAAACGAUAAGAAAACAAACAAAAAAAAAAAACUAUAACGAAUGCAAAGGACUAUAUGUAUAUAUCUAUAUGUGUGGACACGUCCUAUGAUAUGUUCAAUGUGUGUGUGUGCAACGACCGAUAAUAACGAUCAACCGAUAUCCGAUAUCAAUAUUAUGCCGGAACCGUGAUUGAAGGACACCCGACACAUACUCAAAAAAAUUCUGGAACGUCGGUCGAUUCCGAAACGAUCUACGUGGAAUAAUCAUUGUGAAAACUUGUAAGAAUUCUACACUUGCAAUCAAUUUAAUCAAAACAAACGAUUUUUGGUAUCGCACCGAUACCGCGUAAUUACAUUAAUCAGUGCAGCGAUUUAAUUGGAUAUUGGUACCUACCAGUGCAGGAUUAAAAUUCAACACCGAGUUUUCGUUUCAUUUUUUCUUUUUCUAUUAUUCGAAGAAUUUUUGGGAUUGAAAACUCGAACUGAAUAAUUUUCCAUUCACCACCGCAUCCGAGAAGAGAACGAAAUUGAUCGAAAUAAAAGUGUUGAAAAGUGUCGAUCGCGGUAUUUUUGACCCGAUCCUCUUCGAGCACAGUGACAUAAAUGGUACCGGGACUUUUCUAUAUUCGAAAAGUUUGUUCCGGUAAAACAAUCCGUUCAUCGAGCGUCAGCUGCUGGAUGGAUUGAUUCUGAUAAUAGUGACACACAAGUACCUGUCAAACCGAUCCCGAGAGUGAUCACGAUGUCUUAGCCGACAAUCAUCAUCGAGUAUCUAGUGCGCCAAACUUGGAAAUAAGCAUAAAAAAUCAUUAUCAAAAAAAAUUGAUAAGAAAGAAAAGUAAAUGAUAAAAUUCAAAAAAUUACAAAAGACUUUACUUUUGGUGAAAGUGUAAUGACCGAUAAUAUAAUCAACGUGAUAACAUUGGCAUAGCCAAAUAAAUAUCGUGCAGGUGUAUCGAUGAUAAGAAAUCGUCCGAGGAUCCCACGAGAGUGUGAGAAACGCAAUAAUAAUUGUGGUGCAACGGAUUUAGUUGAUAAACGGAUAGAUCGUGAUGUCCUCACGUCGUCGGGAGUUUAUCUGCAUUAGCGUUACACGUGAACUGUGACCUCGAUGCCGAGGUGACCUGUGUAGCUAGCCGUAGUAGUUUGAGGCGAAAAAUUGUAAAAAACAAAACCAAGAUAGAAUAAAAUUGACUUUUCAAAGUGGACUUUGACCGUGCGAAUUGAAGGGAUGGUGGUGAAAUUGUCGCGUAAAAAGUGUAGUUUACGGUAUACCGAUUACAUCGACGUCUCGCGGCUUUUGAAAGCCGGUGAUUUCAGCUGAGUAUACGGCAAUCGUGAGAAAAGAAAGAUCGAAAAUUGAAAAAACGGCUACCGUGGUUCACUGCGGCCGGAGGUGGAUAUCGAGGUAUCACGGAGCCGCUGAACAGCGGCAAAUUGAUCGCUGUUGACAGACAAAUCGAAGGUGAACGGGAACGACGAGGUAUUUUGGGCCCUGACGAUAAGCUGCAAUCCGUCAAAGUGGCUUCGUCGUUGGGCCUCCAGGGGCCUUCUGCGCCAAUCGGGGCCCAAUUGUUGGCUUCUGCAGGGGCUGAAGAUGCCGCGCCAGCGACUGUCUAUCACGCCAACCUCGUAGCUGGCAGCAAUUCAUCGGUAGCAGCAGCACUUCAGCAACCCCUCAACUCCGCGGCAAUUGUCAACAUGCAGGCCUCCGCGGAGGCCAAUUCACUCGACCUACAGGCCAUGCAGUCCAUGGACUGGCUAUUCAAGAAGGAAAAAAUUUACCUUCUCGCACAGUUCUGGCAGCAGAGAGCGACUUUGGCGGAAAGAGAAGUCACUGCGUUGAAGGAACAGCUCGCAGCGGCGGGCGACGGAACGACAAAGACUGAGGGGCUGCAAACGCCCCAGAACCUACACCAUGGGGACCAGGCCCACGACCUCAACAAUCCCAGGCGGACUCCGAACGCGAACUUCGAACAGGAGUUGCACACCAAAGACAAAGAGAUCAGUCAGCUGAGCGAAGAAGUAACGAGACUACAGCAGAGCAUCCAGCGGCUCCAAGAGAGCAGCGCGCAGGCUACGGCUCGCCUGGAAGAGGAACUCGAACUCCGUAGACAACACAUAAACAGAUUGGAAGCCAGACUCGAGAGACAAAGAGACUAUGAGGACUUGAAGCGAGAAAUCAGCGUGUUGAGGUCCGUGGAUUUUUCCCAGAUCGCGACCGGGGAACCUGGCAAGAGCCUCGAACUUCUUCUCCUCGAACGGACGAAGGCUCUUCAGCAAACGGAGAUCCUUAAGCCACCGACAACGCCGGACGCACUCGGUGGCCUUGCUUCCCCCUUGCAGCGAGCCGCGAACGCCUCGCCUCACGGUGGCAACGCGCUACCCUCAGCAUCCCAACCGCCGCAACCCCCUCCACCUCCUCCGCCUCCACCACCCCUGCCGGCCUCCACUCGAUCGACCCCUACUCCUUCUUCGGCGACUUCUUCGUCCUCCUUACUAUUCCAUCCACCUCUCCAAAACGUGGAGACGUUCGGCUCAUUCCUCGGUGAGGAGAUCGUCGCCAACUGGAGGCGGUCCCUGGAGAGGUCUAUCAUGAGUCAGCAGCAUCCCCAAGUCUCGCAAAACCAGCAUCAGUUGUUGCACGGGCCCUCGUUAAACCAUCUUCCGUCACCGACAGAUUCGACGAACACCGUACCGGCAAAGUCGAGUACACCGCUCGGCGCGGGUUUGGAUGCUUUGGAAAAAUCAACCACACCGAUUCCUGGUCAGGAAACACCCGCCGCUCCACCGACGCCUUCGACGAGAGCGAGUCUCACGUCACCCCCCAGCCUUCAACCGCCUACCCCCACGGUCGUUGAACAACAACAACAACAGCAACAGCAACAGCAACAACAACAACAGCAGCAGCAGCAACAGCAGCAGCAGCAGCAACAACAGCAACAGCAACAACAGCAACAACAACAACAACAACAACAACAGCAACAGCAACAACCCGUACCGUCCAUGAACGGGAUUCCGCCAAAGAGUCCGGUGGAGGAGUCCUGCCACAACAAUAACAACUCGCAUCAUCUAACCAACAAUAAUAUCGGUGGUGGUCUCAGCGUACUCGACACCCUGAAGAGUCCGUUUCGCUUUGACGAUCAUCGGGCACACUUCCGGUUUGCGGACGAACUCGGUGCUGCCGGUAUGGCAGGUCGCCUUGGGGAGUCUUUGAUCCCCAAGGGCGAUCCGAUGGAAGCCAGACUCCAGGAAAUGUUACGUUACAACAUGGAUAAGUACGCCUCGCAGAACCUCGACACACUGCACAUCGCGAGGAGAGUUAGGGAACUUUUAUCGAUACACAAUAUCGGGCAGAGACUUUUCGCUAAAUACGUACUCGGACUGAGUCAGGGAACGGUUAGCGAAUUACUCAGCAAACCGAAACCGUGGGACAAGCUGACCGAGAAGGGGAGAGACAGCUACAGAAAGAUGCACGGUUGGGCUUGCGACGACAACGCUGUCAUGCUGCUCAAAUCUCUCAUCCCAAAGAAAGAGUGUGUUCCAGGUAAGGAGCAGGGUAUGCCGACGUUUGCCAGAGGUCCUCAGGACGGUGGUCCCCAGGACAUAAGCGACGAACGUUUGGCCCAUAUGCUAUCGGAAUCCGGACACCUGCAGCUGCGUAGCGAACACGACACCUCGAACGAUGCCGACAGUAAAAGUCCGCAUCGCGUCGGUUGUCCGAGUCCAUUCAGCAAGGACAGAAUGGACAGCCAAAACAGGAGACUGAAGAAGUACGAGAACGACGACAUUCCCCAGGAAAAAGUUGUGAGGAUCUACCAGGAAGAACUCGCGAAACUUAUGGGACGCAGAGUCGACGAUCUUCGCGGACCCAGGGACUUUCCUCCGAGCGCGAUGUUUCCACCCUUUUUCAGCGGGGCGCAGGGUAUGCAGGGGAUGGAUCGCACGCAGGACGACAUUCGCCUCGCCCUUGACGCGUAUCAUCGCGAGCUGCAAAAACUGAAUUCCGGCGCCGGACAAAAUCCAGCUCUCGCCGGACUUCCCGGUCUUCCGGGACUUCCGGGACUCCUCGCUCUCCAGCAGCAAGCUCUUCAGCAGCAUCACCUAGCGACGAACGGCGGCGGAGUCCAGGACCUCAGCCUGGUCAAGGUCGAUCCGAGAAACAAGAUGAUGAACGGUGUGUCGGAGGAAGAGAAGGAAAAGAUGGAGGAAGCCAUGAGACACGCGGGAAGCGCGUUCUCCCUGGUACGACCCAAGCAAGAACAACCCAUCGGGCCACAGUCAACCCCCGGUGGUUCCAGUGCGAGUUCCCCGCUGGGUAACUCGAUUUUACCACCGGCAAUGACGCCGAGCGAAGAAUUUGCCGGCGCCGCGGCAGCGAGCCCCUUGCAAAGAAUGGCGUCCAUCACUAAUAGCUUAAUCAGCCAACCGUCCACUCCAACUCACCAUUCGCCGAAUCAAAGACCGUUGAAAGCGGUUUUACCACCGAUCACGCAACAACAGUUCGACAUGUACAACAAUUUGAAUACAGAAGAUAUCGUCAAAAGGAUUUCCGUACAGGUGAAGGAGCAGCUCUCCCAGUAUUCGAUUUCUCAACGUUUGUUCGGCGAAUCCGUAUUGGGACUCUCCCAAGGCUCGGUGUCCGAUCUUCUGGCUCGACCCAAGCCAUGGCAUAUGCUCACGCAGAAGGGACGCGAACCGUUCAUCAGGAUGAAGAUGUUCCUCGAGGACGAUAACGCCGUCCACAAACUCGUCGCGAGCCAGUACAAAAUCGCUCCGGAGAAGCUCAUGAGGACCGGCGGCUACGGCGGCCUGCCUCGUAAGUUCAACUCAGCAUGCGGAACCCCGAUGAAGCCGAUGCCACCGACAAAACUUGUCCAAGAGCAACUCCAGAACGCCGCCAAAGCUCAGGCUGCCGCACAAGCCGCGGCUCAAGCGGCGGCACAGCACCAACAGGAAAGUCAGAUGCAGCUCGGUCCUCCUCAGCAAAGUCCACAGCAUCCGCAACACCCCCAACCACCGCCGCCGAUGAUGCUGACCCCGACCGGCCCUCACCAUCCGCACGCCCAACUUAGCAUGCAGGAACUGCAGAAGAAACAGCAGCAGAUGAGCCUUCAUUCUCCACAUCAUCAGAUGACGCCUUCGCCACUCCGAGGACUUCAUCCCCACAUUUCACCGAGUGUUUACGAAAUGGCGGCGCUUACCCAGGAUCUCGAUACCCAAACGAUCACGACAAAGAUCAAGGAAGCUCUCUUAGCGAACAAUAUCGGUCAGAAGAUAUUCGGUGAAGCAGUGUUGGGUUUGUCUCAGGGUUCCGUCAGCGAGCUAUUGAGCAAACCGAAGCCAUGGCACAUGCUCAGUAUAAAGGGACGCGAGCCUUUCAUAAGAAUGCAACUCUGGCUCUCCGACGCCCACAACGUCGAUCGGCUUCAAGCUCUGAAGAAUGAAAGACGAGAGGCGAACAAGAGGCGGCGAAACAGCGGUCCCGGUCACGACAACAGUUCGGACACAUCGAGCAACGACACGGCCGAGUUUUAUCACGCUGCGUCCCCCGGUCCAGGUCCGGCAUCGGCGAAAAAACAACGCGUCCUGUUCUCCGAAGAACAAAAAGAGGCUCUGAGGCUCGCUUUUACCCUCGACCCCUACCCGAACGUGGCGACGAUAGAGUUCCUCGCCGGUGAGCUUGCCCUAUCCUCGCGAACGAUAACGAACUGGUUCCACAACCACAGGAUGCGUCUGAAGCAGCAAUCCCCUCACGGUCCCCAAGAGGUCCAAUCCCCGAGGGAACCGGGGCAACCUUUCGAUUCGGUACAGUUCCGACUACUCCUCAACCAAAGACUACUGGAGAUCCAGAAGGAGAGGAUGGGCCUCGGUAACGUCCCAAUUCCGUACCCUCCUUACUUCAACACAAACCUUGUCGCCCUGGUGGGUAGCGCCCUGAAAGAACAGUGCUCGGGUCUCGACCUAUCGAUGGGUGCGUUGAAACGAGAACCCAACCAGGAAUUCGAGGACGACGACGGUGACGACGCGAUGAGCAAUCUCGGUAGCGAAGACUCCGAUGGUUCGGGGGGUAGCAUAAAACGUGAGCCAACGGAAACUCCUGCUCCGUCAGCGACGGUCCGAUCCAACAGAAGAAAGCCGGCCGCUCCGCAAUGGGUGAAUCCCGAAUGGCAAGAACCAGCCAGAACCGGUGACGAGGUGAUAAUAAACGGGGUUUGCGUCAUGCAGACGGACGACUAUGGAGUGAAAAGGGAAACGGAGGAAACUGUUCGCGUCGAACCGACGCCGGUACAAGACAGAUACGAAGAGGACGCAGGUAGUGAUUCUUCGUCAGCGUCGGGAGCGGGUCAAGGGUUACAGGACAGAGACAGCCCGAUGCCGAGUCCUAAGUCCGGUCAGCACAGUCCUGUAACGUCGCCACGGCCGCCUUCGGAGCAGCCUAUGAGUAUGCAACAACAGCAACAGUCUGUCGAAGAUAAUGCGAAGGACGUUGUUAAGCACGAACCCGAGGAGGUGUGGGAUUACUAGUGUCGUAUUUCAAUGAGUUUCCGUGACUGAUCGUUCGGUGAUAAAUUAUCGAAAAAUUUUACAGUGAGAUAAAGAGGAAUAAAACGUAGUGGGACGAAAAAGAGGGACACGUCCCUCGUUUACACGUAUUCCCAUCUCUUGCGCGAAGUGCGGUAUUUGAACAAAUGAAAAAACAGUGUGAAGUGAAUAUUAUUGCACGCGCGAUUUGCCAAAAUGACGCUUUUCGAAAGUGAUCUUAGUAAAAAAAAAAAAAAAAAGGUAAAAAAAAAAAAACAUUAUAAUAUACAAAAAUUAAUGAAGGGAGAAAAAUAAACCAAAAAAGAAAGGAAAAUUUUCAAAACGAUAAAUGUAACCGUAAUUGAAGAAAAAAAAAAAAUUAAAACAUAAUUAUUAAUAAAUAUAAAAACGCAAAACUACAUAGUUUAGAUGAAUCUAAAAGAAGCCAACGAUAGGAUCAGCUAGGGCCGAUUCCUGCCUAAAAUAAGGGCAUUACCAUGUAUACAUAUACCGGCGCAGAUUGUACCGAAUAACUGACAAAAUAAUAAAGAAAAUAAAUAAAAAUUAUUUAAGAGGGCGAUUACCAGUUAGUUUGAAUAAAUAACUAUUAAACAAGAAGACAAGAGAUAAAAUUAAAUCAAAUAGAAAAGAAACAAACGGGCCAGCGAAUCACACCGGUUUCAGAGAGCAGAAUCAAAAACUAUUUAGCACAGUGAACGGAGCGAGGGCAGUGAGUGUUGUAAUUUGGUUCGUGCAGGGUGCAGGGGACCGUGUAGGAAGAGUACGAGGAGGUUUGAGACUUAAAUUAUAUCUACAUCUCCUCAAAACGUUCCACAUAUCGCUGCAAAGCGCACGAAGAUACUCUAGAUUUAUCGAUCAUACAUUCGCGUUGCACUAUUGGCAAUCUGCUGUACGAAUAACACACGCGUAUGUAUUAUGAUAUAGAGUACCAAUCCUUUUUUUCAGAUAUGAAAUAAGAAUAAUAAAUAAAAUUAAGUAAUAAUAUCCGAACUUUGUCCGAAACAGUUUGGACACCACAGUGCAAUCUCCCGUAACGUUAUUAGAUCAAAUUAUUAUGAUUUUUAUUAUUAUCAUUAUUAUUAUACUAAUGAUUUUUAACUAAGUUGAAACUAAAUCAUUGCAUAAUUGUGAUUCAUGUUAUUGAUUAUAUUAUCUCAUAGGAUAAGCUGUUAACGUUAUAUUUCUUCUGUUUUCGGUUGAAUAUUACUUUUCAUCUACGAGUUUUCCUUUCUUUCUUACUGUCUGUCUUUCUUCAUUAUAAAUAUUUUUUGUCUACCGAGCCUCUAUUUAUAAAAACGCAUGGAAAAUAAUGAAAAAUUCACUUACGCCCGUUACCAAUGUUAUAUUAUUGUAAUUAUUAUUAUUAUUAUUAUUAUCAUUAUAAUUAUUGUCAUCAUUACUGUUAUGAUCAUUAUAAUUAUUAUUAUUAAUAUUAUUAUCAUUAUUGUUAUUAUUAUUAAAACAUUAUCAUCAUCACAAUGAAUAUGUAUGAUGUAGCCAAAAAGUAAACGAUCGUGGAAGAGACUAUUUCUUCGGUUUUUUUUUUCGUUUUUUUUCUAUCUCUAGAGAUGAUAGCUAUAAUUGCGUUGUAAUUACUGUAGUAGUAAUUGAUAAUUAAAACAUUAAUUAUUAUUGUGAAAACGAACGGCUUAUGAAGCCAAUGUGAUAUAGCUUACAUGCUUACAAGCGAGCCAGGGGUUCUCAACCUCGAGAUGUGACGUAAUGAAAUGUACACGUGAAAUGGUAGUGUGGUUUCUUGACUUACAUGUGUAAAUAAUUGUACAAAAUUAAAUUGAACGCGAGAAAGAGAAGACAAAAACCCUGUACAUUACUAUACUAUAUAAUAAUUAUUAAACUCUAUACAGUAUAUACCGAAACGUUAGGACUCCUACAACGACGAACAAAAAUUCAAACUUAAUGUAUAAGAUUAUAAUGCCUGAUAUAAAGUGAUUAAAAGAAUGAGAGAAGAACAAAAUAUCCCCCGACUUUAUGAAUCAAACUAGUAUUUAACGGAUUAGGCUAUGUUUAAUCUAUGAUUAAAUUCUAGUCCCUAAUUAGAACCGAUUUUAAUGAUAAAACUGAGACGAACGUUAAAGGGCAUUGCAAAAGAAAGACCAGUGAUCGACAUUUUUCCUUUGUUAAGAUUUAAGUUUCUUACAAGUUAGUAAAAUAUCGUAAUGUAUAUAUUUAAACGUAAAAAUCACAACUUAGUUAGAUAGUUAUCCAGUUAGUUGGUUAGUUAGUUAGUAUACUAACUCAACUGAUAACGAAAAUCUAUUAUACUAGAGGCCGACAGCUGAAUAAGAACAAUUGAUCGAUAGUUCAUUCAUUGAUUCGCACUUAUCCUGCAUUUUAUCAGUCAAUCAUAUAUUCUUCAGCUGUCAAAUGUUUUAAACUAGCGGCAAAAGUACACGAUCUCAAACACUAAUACCAAACUAAAUUAUUUAAAUUCAAUUAGCUUAAUACGUUUUAAAUUCCCAUGGUCAAUAUUAUUCGAGUUCUAUACUAUAUUAAACAACUGUCAAAUGUCUAUUGAAAAUUAUUUGCAAGAAAAAAGAAAAGAAAAAAGAAUAAUAAUAGUAAUAAUAAUUAUGAUAAUUAUAAUAAUUAUAAGAUUAAUAAUAAUAAUAAUUAAAAUAAUAAUAACAAUAAUAAUUAUAAUAAUUAUAAUAAUAAUUAUAAUAAUAAUUAUAAUAGUAAUAAUAGUAAUAAUAGUAAUAAUAACAACUGGGCGAUGAUCUGCUGCAGGAAUUCUGAAAAUCCCUCGACUUCCGUUUGAUUUUAUUAAAACUCGUUCUCGGAUAUAAAAUCGCGAGCUCAACUCAAUUAUACAGCAAUUGGUCCUCUUAUUCUCUGAUAGUUUGUUUUUUUUUAUAAUCGCGCUGCGAAUUUGACGUUUAUUUAUUUUAUUUCUUUUUCUCGUCAUUUCGCUGUACAUGAAUUAAUUCAGUUGUCCUGGCGACACUUUGUUAGCAUUUUUUAUAUCAAUAAGUAAUACUAUAAAUGGUGACGAACUGCAUUGUAUCCGCAGUAACGAUUUUCAUUGAUCGGAUUUCGAAGCAAUACAAACGUACGUGCACUACCAAUCAAUCGGGCAGCCGUUCGCUAAUUAAUAUUGUAUACGUUAAUUGUCGCCGAGAGUAUUCGACCAGUGGCUGUUCAAAGGCCUACUAUAUCUAUUAUUUCAUCUUCAUUCAUCAGCAUAUCUAGGUUUUUAUAGAUAAUCGAUAGAACGUAGAUAAUAGCUUUAAUUAUUUAAACAGUACAGCUUUUAAUUAAGAAACAUGAUUCAUAAAGAUGUAAUAUAAAAUUCGUAUAUUAUGAAUAUGCCUAGAAUUCGUUAUGAUAUAGAAAACAUGAAAAAUCAUAUCGUAAACUUAAUGAAUAUUUUACAAAAUAAAAUUGUAGAUAGACCUUCAGAAAAAUAUAAAUACCCUUCACGAAGAUAUACACGGAUAUACGAUCAAGAAAAAAAAAUGAAAAC
This is a messenger RNA of Athalia rosae (coleseed sawfly), 10605 nucleotides long. It is a transcript of the gene cut, whose product is annotated as homeobox protein cut. Gene Ontology annotation, biological process: regulation of DNA-templated transcription. The coding region runs from base 2277 to 7103 and encodes 1608 amino acids. Gene Ontology annotation, molecular function: DNA-binding transcription factor activity, RNA polymerase II-specific; DNA binding. The transcript is spliced from 9 exons. The record is from RefSeq and is a predicted model, not a curated record. Lineage: Eukaryota; Metazoa; Arthropoda; Insecta; Hymenoptera; Athaliidae.